This is a messenger RNA of Striga asiatica, 621 nucleotides long. Lineage: Eukaryota; Viridiplantae; Streptophyta; Magnoliopsida; Lamiales; Orobanchaceae. The record is from the annotation of a GenBank genome assembly.
AUGGCGCCAUCGAACCUUAAAGAGGUAGUUAGUGAGGAUAUGAUUUGGGAGAUGAGGCGGUUGAGACAAUCUCUCGAGGAGCAACGAACCCAACCCGGAUCCCGUACCACCACCCACAGCAUUAAAGACCAGAAAACCUUGCAAGCCCGUGCAGUUAUCGGCCAACUUUCUCACUCUGUCCAGGCACAGAUCAACAAUCUCCUUGCCAACUGGGGAGAGGAAAAAAAAAAGGAAAAUAAAAAGAUGCAUUAUUGGAAAUUGGAAUUCUUAUGCAGGAUUUGGAGAAACUGUAACAAAAAACACACCUCAGGCAACAAUUUUAAAAAGGAAAAAGGAACAAGGUGUGAAUUAUCUGAUGUAAUUAAGAUAUCUAAUGAUCAUCGCCACUCCAUAACAAUCAACAUAACAAUCAGUAAAAGAUUGCAUCACAUGAAAAGAUCUCACCAGGCAAGGAACACUAGGCUAAUUAUAAUGGCCUCUAGCGAAAUUAUUGGCGGCAUCUUCCUUUCCGGAUAUAAGCUGUUCAGGGUGGAAAAGCUGGCGAUAACUACCCGUCCUGACUUCAUCAAUGACAGUAGGUUCAAGAUCAACAAAUAUAGCCCUGGGUACGUGCUUUCCUGA